Molecule: messenger RNA, 2630 nt
Organism: Linepithema humile (Argentine ant)
Lineage: Eukaryota; Metazoa; Arthropoda; Insecta; Hymenoptera; Formicidae
Source: RefSeq, a predicted model, not a curated record
CGACGAAGAGGGAAUGGCUACUACGGCCGACUUCUAUCCCCACCAGAAUGCCGAACACCUGAGCGUCCCUGGGAGCAGCUCGGCCGUCGCAGUCAUUAUUGCGCCAGUCUAACACCCGCCAGCGAUCUUCUUCGUCGCGACCGUGCCAAAAUCUUUUCCGGACGAUUUUCCGAGACUUGCUUUGCGAGACCGACGCGCCAACCCAAGGGCGUGCGUACAUGCGAGAGAAGAGAACAACCUCGUGGCAAGUCUCGUGGCCACCUCGCAAACGCGCCUGACUAUCGCGUCACGGUACCCCGGCGGAUACGAUGAGACUCUUCUCGGGGAACGAGGAAAAUGUGACGUGACAGACUGGCCUUCGGCGGGUCCUUCGGCGAGUGUGACACGUUCUGCGACGCAAUCAGUUCCCGGGUCAUCUUACAAAAAUGACUAUUACGAUGAGGAGGUUUUUGUCGACGGCAGCGGUGUGUUGCUGGCUUCUGCUGGCGCUCGAUAUUAGCAAGGUAGCCGGACAAUUGUUGGACACGGAGUUCCAGCCGACGGUGACGGCGACGUGCAAAGGCGGCUACAUGACGAUCCGCGUCAACCUCAAUCAAAGUUUCGUGGGCGCGGUUCACGCGCGGGACCACCGCACCCCGCAAUGCAUGGUGUCGGGCAACGGCACAACGCACGCCACCCUCGGCAUCAAUCUGUUCGCGUCAAAGGACAGUCCCGAGUACUGCGGCGUUCUCGUGAACAACCACACAGAAGAGCGUUCCAUUCCCAUUGCUGUUAGGAUACACAAAACUCUGGAGUUGGCGGACGAUAAAUUUUACGUCAUUACGUGUGGAAAAGCAGGCUUCAAAAAUGCCAAAAAUGAAACUUCCCUGGUUUCCUUGCGCCUCUUGGACGGCGGUGUCAGGGUACAAGAAGCUAUAUACGGUCGCAACUACACUCUGCGUGCCGAGAUUUCACGCCCAGACGGUAUGUACGGGAUCCGAGUGAAAAACUGCUUUGCCUUUAACAAGCUCAACUCCAGCGUGCAGCUUAUAGACGAUAAAGGCUGUCCUGUGAAAGUCCGAAUGACGAAAUUCAUAUACGAUCGAGGCACCGGGAUGGCGGAUGCUACAUUGUUCUCAAUGUUCCGGUUUACCGAUAGUUCAGAGGUGCAUUUCCAAUGCGACAUCGCUGUGUGCAGAGGAAGCUGCGGUACCCCCGUGUGCGACGGAGACAAAGAGGAAACGAUAAAGGGUGGCUCCUCCACUAACGGACAAAGCGUUAGUAGCGAAGAAGGAGUGCUACUCGCCGGAACGAGCGUUUUUGUUCUCGAACCUGGUGAAAAACGAGUAUUACAAGCAUUGUACGAUGACGGCGUGCACCCGCUGUGGCUCCUGUGGCUGGCGGUGGCGCUCGGGAUAUUAUUCCUCAUCAUGCUCAUUAUCAAUAUAUUCCUGUGUUCGGCGAUGACCUGCAGCUGCACUCGGACCGACAUUAUCGAGAAGGAGCCGUCGAUCAUCGAGGAUUACGAUCCGUACCGCAGCUGGCACGGUUCUCAAUACGGGUCGAGGUACUCGUUGAACGGAAAGCAAGGAUACGCCUCCGGGGGAUCCACGAUGAAUUCCACGAGGUCGAUAUCGACGAACAGCGAUCACUACGCGAUAGUGCACUCCCGACCAGGAAGCAGAUACUCCGGGCCCGGACAGAAGCAUCAUCAUCAUCACAGAGGCCCGCCGUCCAACAUCGGCUCGCACUACUCCGGGAAGUGACGUUCCCGUUAGCUUCAUUUAUCAAAAAACUAGAACUCCAUUGUCUUCAAUUUGUUAACGUUACUUUAAUUAAACACGAAGUGUACGCGCCGCUACGGCAUUAUUCCAAUCGCACGAAUGACAAGCACGUUCGGCACGAAACAGCAGACCGCCGAUGCAAUUUUCAAUGAAUUUAGAUUGUUAUGCUGUGUGCGUUGAAGCAAUGAACAGUGUUGAGCGAUGUAUUAGCACCUUCUUGAUCGCAUCAUUGGGGAAACAGAUUUGCUAUAGCUGAAGGUCGAAGGAUAUGUGUUGAAAUAUAAGAAAAUCUAAAAAUUGUAAUACAUAAAUAAUUGACAGUCUAGAAAUUUAAAGGAUGUAUUAAAUAAGGAAUUAGAUUAGUAGACAAUAUAAUACAUCAACGGGCCGAGAAAGUGCUAUACAUCUCAGUGAUGAUUGCUAAUUUAUGUAUAACAAUAUCUGAGAUUUUUUUUUUUUUCCCGAGAAAGUAUUAUUUUACGAUGCCGAGUAUCGUACGUGUUUCACUGUUUUCUUCACAAGAAACUUUUUAUUUACACUUUUGCACUUGUUAAAAACAUCAACGGCAAUAAGUAAUGUGAUAGUUUCGGGAAACGCGGAUCAAGUAUGUUAAUGAUAAAAGAUUUUCUAUGAACCAGCACGAUAUGAAACACUAUGCACAUCUACACAUUUACACAUAUCGGUACUUUUUUUUUUACAUUUAGCCUUAUCAUUCGUAAAAUGAUUCUCGUGCUAGACUGCGUAUAUGUAUCAUAAUAUAAUAGUCAUAAGCAUAGACACUAGCAUUUACAAAACUGCGCAAUAUUGAUCCUAAUUAAGAUAUAUGUAUUAGUUAAAUGCUUUUUGUACAUAAAUUCAUUAAUCUUA